Molecule: messenger RNA, 2547 nt
Organism: Nothoprocta perdicaria
Lineage: Eukaryota; Metazoa; Chordata; Aves; Tinamiformes; Tinamidae
Gene: SUPV3L1
Product: Suv3 like RNA helicase
Exons: 15
Coding region: 215-2239 (674 amino acids)
Biological process (GO): mitochondrial RNA 3'-end processing; RNA catabolic process
Cellular component (GO): mitochondrial degradosome
Molecular function (GO): ATP binding; hydrolase activity, acting on acid anhydrides; RNA helicase activity
Source: RefSeq, a predicted model, not a curated record
CACCUCCCUCUUCGUGCCCGUGCCGCUGAAGGCCGCCGAGGCGGCGCCCGGCGCGGACGUGGGCGCCGAGCUCACGCGGCCGCUCGACAAGGGUGAAGUUCUGAAAAACUUGAAUAAGUUUUACAAAAGAAAAGAAAUCCAGAGACUGGGAGCAGAAAAUGGAUUGGAUGCUCGCCUUUUUCACCAGGCGUUUAUAAGCUUUAGGAAAUAUAUCAUGGAAUCCAACUCUGUGAGUGCUGAUUUGCAUAUUAUUCUCAAUGAUAUAUGCUGUGAUGCAGGUCACGUGGAUGAUCUCUUUCCAUUUUUCCUGAGGCAUGCCAAGCAGAUUUUUCCAAUGCUGGAUUGUAUGGAUGAUUUGCGCAAAAUCAGUGACUUAAGGCUGCCGCCCAACUGGUAUCCAGAAGCAAGGGCUAUUCAAAGAAAGAUAAUAUUCCAUUCUGGUCCUACAAACAGCGGCAAAACUUAUCAUGCCAUCCAGAGAUUUUUAUCAGCAAAAUCAGGAAUAUAUUGCGGUCCACUGAAACUGCUGGCUCAUGAAAUCUUCCAAAAGAGUAAUGAUGCUAACGUGCCCUGUGACUUGGUGACAGGAGAGGAGCGGGUCUAUGCCAAUGAGGAUGCCAGGCAAGCUCCACAUAUUGCCUGUACCAUUGAGAUGUGCAGCACCAACACCCCUUAUCAAGUUGCUGUGAUUGAUGAAAUUCAGAUGAUCAGAGAUCCUGCUAGAGGAUGGGCCUGGACAAGAGCCCUUCUAGGGCUCUGUGCGGAAGAAAUCCAUGUGUGUGGAGAAGCUGCUGCUAUUGACCUGGUGACAGAGCUCAUGUACACUACUGGGGAGGAGGUUGAGGUCCGAAACUACAAGAGACUCACUCCUCUUACUGUGUUGGAUUAUGCCUUAGAAUCCCUGGAUAACCUCCGGCCAGGGGACUGCAUUGUGUGUUUCAGUAAGAACGACAUUUAUUCGGUGAGCCGACAGAUUGAAGCCAGAGGAUUAGAGUGUGCUGUCAUAUAUGGCAGCCUGCCACCAGGAACAAAACUCGAACAGGCAAAGAAAUUCAACGAUCCUGCUGACCCAUGCAAGAUUUUGGUUGCYACAGAUGCGAUUGGAAUGGGACUCAAUUUGUGUAUAAAAAGAAUAAUUUUUAACUCUAUAAUGAAGCCAAAUAUCAAUGAAAAGGGAGAGAAGGAAAUAGAUUUAAUUACAACCUCUCAGGCUCUACAAAUCUCGGGUAGAGCCGGCCGUUUUGGCUCAUCCUUCAAGCAAGGAGAAGUCACUACGAUGCAUCGAGAUGACCUCCCGCAGCUGAAGGAAAUUUUGAGUGAGACUGUGCAGCCUGUGAAGGCAGCUGGCCUGCAUCCUACUGCUGAACAGAUAGAAAUGUUUGCUUAUCAUCUCCCUGAUGCCACUCUCUCCAAUCUAAUUGAUAUUUUUGUGAGCCUCUCACAAGUCGAUGGACUGUACUUUGUCUGCAAUAUCGAUGACUUUAAAUUCCUGGCAGAUAUGAUUCAGCACAUUCCACUAAAUCUGCGCUCACGAUAUGUUUUCUGCACUGCACCCUUAAACAGAAAGGAGCCUUUUGUGUGCACGACGCUGCUGAAGUUUGCGAGGCAGUUCAGCAGGAACGAGCCGCUGACGUUUGACUGGCUCUGCCGACACACCAAGUGGCCCCUGGCCCCUCCGAAGAACAUCAAGGAACUCAUGCACCUGGAAGCCGUUCACGAUGUUUUUGACCUCUAUCUGUGGCUAAGUUACCGCUUCAUGGAUAUGUUCCCAGAUGCUGCCCUUGUAAGGGAUAUUCAGAAGCAGCUCGAUGACAUUAUACAGAUAGGGGUCUGCAACAUCACRAAGCUGAUCCGAGCUUCGCAGCCCACUGCUGCCUCUGGAGCAACAGCAGCGAUAUUGGAAGAAUUCCCCCUUUCAAGGACUGCGAGGGAUUCGAGGCUGAUGUCGGGGCUGCAGGGCGCAAACCCCCCAGGGCAGCCCCCGAAAGGCACGGAGGCUCUGGGAGAGAGAAGAGGAAAGAGCUUGAAAGGCCACAGGUCUGCGCGGCGGGAGGACGUGAAGAUCCCCAGGCACGGCUCCCUCGCCAACAGGCUGCUGCGCGAGGGCCUGCUGACGCAGGAGAUGCUCAGGCAGCUGGAGAGCGAGUGGCAGGGCCAGCACAGGAACGGCAGAUACGGCCCCGGCUCCAAAAGAGAGGACCGGGAUAGCUCAAGGGAAACGGGGAAGAAGAAAAAAUAGACUCCUAAGUCUGUGUCCUAAGUCUGCUUAGGUUUUAUUCAUAAAAUAAAAGCCCUGUUUUAAUAACGUGGUUGGCGGUUCGUGGUGACGCUGUUGCAGGCCCUCCAUGUUUUGUCUUCUCUCGUGGCCGGAUCCUUGAAGCAAAGGCUUGGAGCAAUGGACUCCCGUAAGCCCAGAGGCCCAAGCUGUGUUUCCCAGCCRGCUGGGCACUGCUGUGCUGGUGUUCAGCCGACGUGAGGAUGCCCUGUGAAACUGUGCACGUACUGCCUUCUUGCAAGAUACCCUUGCAGCGCUAAUAAAGUCAGAUA